AUGCCUCAUACCAAUUUCAAACAAGCUACACCGCAACAAAUUCUUUCAAUGCUACACUUAUGGAUGACAAAACAUAUUUAUGGGGGUAUUACUCUUUAUGGGGCUGAUCGUUUGAUAAGGUUCAUAAUAGGAUUUAAAGCAAAGAACAUAGUAUCAAUUGAGGCAAUACAAUCAGGUGUAACAAAAGUGGUAUUCGAAUAUAAUAGUUAUUAUUCAGCCGGCCAAUACAUGUUUAUCAAUAUUCCAAAUUUAAAUCCUCCUUUGUCCUGGUUCACCUGGCAUCCUAUUUCUUUUUCAUCAUCAGAAAGUGUUCAAGACGUGGGUGAUACCCAUAAAGCAAGUUUUCAUAUGAAGUGUCUAGGUGGAUUCACAAAACAACUAUAUGCUGGAGCACAAGAAGGUAACGAGUACGGUAAAGCAAAAUUGAAGUUAAGAGUAGAUGGUCCCUAUGGAAAAGUGUCGAUUGAUUUUAUACGGUAUAGAACCGUCAUAUUGAUUGGUUCUGGAAUAGGCGUUACUCCAAUGAUGAGCAUACUAAAAGAUUUGGUUGAUAGACAAGUUUCGAGUAUGCCAAUCACAACUCAAGCUAUCUAUUUCUAUUGGAUUAUACCUGAUAUAGCCAAAGCAUUGCCCUCAAAUAAAUAUCUUCUUGACCUAAAAAUAUUUUUAACAAGAUCAACUACAACACCUUCCUCGAUCUUCUUUCAAGGUAGACCCAACUUUGAUGUUAUACUCAGCGACGUCAAAACAUAUCAUGGUUCUGGUGAUAUUGCCGUUGGAGUUUGUGGUCCUGGACCUAUGAGAACACAAAAUGAAAUCAAUAGUAGUGUUAAUAUUGGUAAAAUCAUUAAAAAAAUACUACACCAAUUUCGAAAAAUUCCAGAAAAUGAUAUCAUUGAAAAAACUAUAUACUAG
Molecule: messenger RNA, 915 nt
Organism: Entrophospora sp. SA101
Lineage: Eukaryota; Fungi; Glomeromycota; Glomeromycetes; Entrophosporales; Entrophosporaceae
Source: the annotation of a GenBank genome assembly